UCGGUUUUCUGUUGCAAUAACAGUUCCCGUACAAUCAAAAUAUUGAGUUGGCCCACCCCAAAGUAUUCUGCCAACUGAUGCUGGAUAGUCUGCAUCACGAGAGACACCCGUCGGUGGUAAUACUGGAUGAAGCCAUAAAUAAAGGACAUUCGCAAGAAUGCAUGAGUCUCUGAUCUUUCCCUCUAUUGUGGAUAUUUCAACAAAAAACAAAUUUCCGUUUUCUCAUUAUGAAUUUUUAAAUUUUCUGAUUCACUUCUAGUUCACAUAAUUACUUUGUAUCUUUACCGAGCUUUCGAUCAAAAUAAGUUACACAACCAUUUAAAAACAAAAAUCCUUCGAAACAAGCAUGUUAAAGUAUAGGCGUGGUCUUGACAGCAUUUAGACUAUGGAUUCGAUGAUGACAAUAUUAAUGGCGUACCCUAUCGACAAUUGUAUUGAGAUGAUUUCACUCGAGGAUACCGAUCAACAACGAUUAUUUGAUCUGAACGACGAUGAAGCAAAAGAUGAUUUUGACGAUGGAAAGCUACAAAAAAAAGUAGAGGGUGCUGUCCCUGCGUGUGGAAUUCGAGUUUCAAUAUGA
Didymodactylos carnosus is the source of this 580-nucleotide messenger RNA. The record is from the annotation of a GenBank genome assembly. Lineage: Eukaryota; Metazoa; Rotifera; Eurotatoria; Philodinida; Philodinidae.